AUGGCAGAGCAACCAAAAAAAGAAGUUGUGCUAAAUGCGACCAUCGAAGAGCCGCUCGAUUUAUUGCGAUUAAGUUUGGAGGAGAGAGUACAUGUUAAAAUGAGAACCGAUAGAGAGGUUGGUUUUGUUUUCAAGUAGAAAAAGCCUUGAUUGAGUGAUAUUUUUGCAGCUUCGUGGAAAACUACGAGCAUUCGAUCAACAUUUGAAUAUGGUUUUGUCAGAGGUGAGCGAUUUUUGAAAAUAAUAUUUAUAUGUAGAAAUUUUGUUCAAAAAUGUGUUCUUUCGCUGGUCUAAUUUCUUGAGAGAACUUUUCUCCAAUCAAAUUUCCUAGAAAACCCAGGCUUCCAGAGCGCAUUUUUACCCCGGAUAUGUCUUAGCUCUGACUUCACAAGGCUAUAACUAGCUUAUUUUUGAGACCAGGAUCGUGUUUAGCUAAUCAUAAUCUACUAGAAAAACUAGCUUGAAAGAUACGGAACACACUUGGCGAGAGUGUCCCAAAAUUUUUGUGCGGUGUGAAAAGUUUUGAAUUUUUUUGAAUAUUCUCAUCAAAAUCCGCUGAAAAUCAAUGAAAGCUUCACUUUUUCGUGAAAAAAAAUGUGCGGUGAAAUUUUAAAAAAUGUUAUUAGCUUCCCGCCCGAAUCGAAAUUUUGGAUUGGGCGGGAAUUUUUAUUUGAACAUUUUUGUACAGUGUCCUUUUUGGACACGUCUCGUCAGGUGUGAUACGUAAUAUGAUCCAAAAUAAACCCAUAAAACUUGACAAUAAAAGAAAUGGUGACCUAAAUUUAGGUUAAAUUUAGCCUAAAUUCUGGCGAGGUUCCGCCAGAAAAAUGCGAGAAAUGGACGGCCGGCUCGCGUGCGAGAUUUUCUCGCCGACGGCUGACGAGACGUUUUCUGAGAAUAAUUUCCUAAAUUUUCCAGGUCGAAGAAAUCGUAACAACACGCGAAACCGACGAAGACACAUUCGAAGAAAUCUAUCGCCAAACCAAACGAACAGUUCCAAUGUUAUUUGUUCGAGGAGAUUCAGUGAUUCUUGUCUCACCACCAGUUCGAGCCUCAUAA
Molecule: messenger RNA, 1059 nt
Organism: Caenorhabditis angaria
Lineage: Eukaryota; Metazoa; Nematoda; Chromadorea; Rhabditida; Rhabditidae
Source: the annotation of a GenBank genome assembly